AUGUUGAUACACGAUGGUGAUACCUAUCUUUGGACCGGUUCCUUGGCCGACUUAAAGUGCUUUGUUGAUGAAAUUUUAAAUCUUAAAGGGAAGUGGAGCUCUCCAGGAGGCGAAGCGAAGCUGUUUUGUGCUACAAAGCCUGACUUUGUUAUUAAAUGGUUUGGCUGGCGGUCCCAGAAACUUGUGAUUCAAGUAGACAGUGCUGAGAACUUUUUAACACAGAAGUUUGAGAGCUUGGUGAACAAGAGUAAAGGAAACAAAGCUGAUAGCAAGAAUGGUACUGAUGGAGUGUUGUUAGCGAUGGCGAUACAGCGCAUCCUGCUGUCCUGGAGGUAUGUAAAUGUUCCUGCUCUGUUGAUCUAGAGGGCUUGAAGCUUGAAAUAACAAUUUUAGAAUCGCGAUUAUUUGCCGCAAUUUCCAAAAAUGAGCUUGAGUCAGAUAUUGAUUUGCUCAGAGUUAAACAGAAAGAAUCGGAAGCCGCUAUAAGACGCCAAGACGAUGUGAUUUGUACUCUUAACGAAGAGAAUCAAUUCCUUAAAGCAAGGCUGUUGGCUCUUGAAGAGUCGUUUCUCAAGAUAACUUAUAAUGUCAAUAAAGACAAAGAACCUGGCUUAUCAGUUUACAAAGCUAAAAGUAUUGACAAAGCGGCCGCUUUUCAUGCCAGUGAACAAUCUAACAAAAGUAACCUCAGCUCAAUUAACACUGAAUUACUUAAUACCUCUCAUGGCAAUAGUCUUGCUCGGCAUAAUAACAACGGACAAUGCAAUGCCGAUGAUUUGAAUAAUAAUCAAAUUGACUUUGCAAAUGAUGAUGCUGUGUUUUCCUCAAAACAGCAGAAUGAAAAUAAUACACACAAAGGCAUAAAUUCGAACUUGCAAUCCGAAUCGCAGCAGUCAACCAACAUAGAAGGGAAUAAACUUAGAUAUGAUCUGUCCCCAAAAACCUCUCAUGACAAUAGCCGUAUUAGUUACGAUCCAUCUCUAAAAACCUCUCAUCACAAUAGCCUUAUUCGGCAUAUUCGGCUGAUAUUCUUUAAGUGCAAUGGCGGAUGGUCAUGCAAUGUAUAGCUCUGUUAUAAAUACGCUUUUACCGGAUAAUAAUCAUCUCACUGACACAAAUAGUGAUUUGGCUAAAGAUCUUAGUUCUACACGAACGAUUAAUGAUGAAAUAACUGCCUUGGCUAUGAAGAAUCUGAAGUUAUCUUGGGCUGGUGAUUUCGAAUCUUUAAAACGUGUUGUUAGUGAUUAUAUAAAAUUUGACGGGAGAUGGACUUCGCCCGGAGGAGAGAAGAAAGUUUGCAGUAAUCCAGAUACAUCUAUCACCUGGUGGAAAAAUAAAAAGUUCCUUCUGGUUGAAGGUAAUCAAGCUGAAAGGAUAAUUGAACUAUUUAUUGUAAUUUUAACGAAUAUCGCUUCGUUUCGCCCUUCAGAUCGGCCGGGUAAUAUAAACAUAGAUCUCCCGAAUUCAGAUAAAAUUAAUCUUGUUAGUUCCUGUUCGUGCAAAUGUAACAAUUUGACUGUUGAUAUCGAAGGAAUAAAACUAGAUAACGUGGUUCUUGAGUCGAGGAUGGAACAUAAAACCAAUACUAACACUGAAAUUAUCAAUAAUGUACAACAAGAGUUGCUUAAGUUGCAGAGUAAAUGUGACAUGUUAGCAGAUCGAGUGGGGAAUAUAGAGAGCUCAAACGAUGAGCGAGACAGUGAUACUAUCGCUAGUUUGGAACGCCAAAAUAAAUUUCUUGUUGAGGAGGUGAAAACCUUAAAUUUUAAGUUGGAAAAUCUCGAGAAGAAGGCAAAAGCUGAGAACGCAAAAGCUGAGAACGCAAUUAAUAUUCAUGCUAAUGAUAUUUCCUCUCCUAAAACCACCCAUGUGAAUAAUGAAAUGCAUGUUAUGAGUAUAAGUAACCUUAUUCCCUCUCCUAAAACCACCCAUGUGAACAAUGAAAUGCAUGUUAUGAGUAUAAGUAACCUUAUUGUUGAUGACUCUGAAGAAAUUAGCAUUGUUUCUAGCGUUAAUGACCCGUACCACACUAAUGUUGGUCACAAUACGUGUAAUGGAAAUCAACCGAGUGGCUCUUUACCUAAGGAACCUUGUUAUCCACAUGAGUCUAAUCAACAACAAAGUAUUCCAGUUCGUAUUACCUCAAUUAGGAAAUCAAAACAAACCCGUAAAAAAGUUAACUUGAGACAAACAGAGCUCAACCGUUCAAAUACGGUUUAUAGCGUGGAAAGUUGUGUAUCUACACAGGGGAGUAAACAAUCAAGAUCAUCCGACAAAAACAAAAGUCAUAACAAUCACAGAAAAACUAACAAUGAGGGUUUUUGUACGGGUCUCUCGAUGAGAGACAAAAUAGGAUGGUUCAACUUUUAUUACUGA
Messenger RNA from Paramuricea clavata, 2376 nucleotides. Lineage: Eukaryota; Metazoa; Cnidaria; Anthozoa; Malacalcyonacea; Plexauridae. The record is from the annotation of a GenBank genome assembly.